Molecule: messenger RNA, 458 nt
Organism: Microstroma glucosiphilum
Lineage: Eukaryota; Fungi; Basidiomycota; Exobasidiomycetes; Microstromatales; Microstromataceae
Exons: 1
Coding region: 54-257 (67 amino acids)
Source: RefSeq, a predicted model, not a curated record
AGCUCACCCUGCAGUCCGCCACAGCCGAGUCUGUCCCUUCCUCGUCAUCCAACAUGUCGAUCUCUCCUUCCUCGUCUAUCUCCCCUCCACACGCUACUCAAGCUACGCUCCUCAAAGGCCAGGUCUCUCCGCAGGCAGCACUUUCGCCAAACGGAGCCUCGAAAGAGGCACGGAAAGGUAAGCGGCGAUGGUGCCCUGUCGAGGCCAUCGAAGGGUCCUGCAACGAGGCGGGAUGCGAGUAUCGGCAUGCUCUGUGAGUACAGACGGGCGCGCUCGCAUCAAGAAUUGGCCAUGCGAGACACCGAGGGAUGAGGUAGUCAGCGAACUGUCACAGAUGCGAGUGAUGGCGGUGUGUGGUCUGCGCCGAUGGCAUCACAUGCAAAAGAUAAAAGAUAGAAGAUCAAUUCGUCAUGUAACACUAGACAUUCUCAAUCAUCAGUGACUUCGACAAAAUCUCC